This is a messenger RNA of Pseudomassariella vexata, 2026 nucleotides long. RefSeq lists its product as uncharacterized. Gene Ontology annotation, molecular function: tRNA dihydrouridine synthase activity; flavin adenine dinucleotide binding. NCBI's taxonomy places the organism in Eukaryota, Fungi, Ascomycota, Sordariomycetes, Amphisphaeriales, Pseudomassariaceae. The transcript has 2 exons. The record is from RefSeq and is a predicted model, not a curated record. Bases 219 to 1979 code for a protein of 586 amino acids. Gene Ontology annotation, biological process: tRNA processing.
AAGGCCCGGUCUUUUUCGUCAGCCUCGUGCUCACAUGCAAGGCUGAUAAUUAACAACUUCUCAAAUUUUGGGGCUGCCGUCUAUCAGGAAUUGAAAGAAACAAACGAUCAGGCGCUACCGAGACGAAAGGCACGACCGUCAUUCUGGAGGUUGUGAACAGAUUGGGAAGACGCUGGAAAUCUCCAGGUGGCCGCUUUCUGAUCAGAGCCUACGUCACAAUGGGUUCCAGUGCUCUUCCUUCUGGCGAUGCGACCACGAUGGGGAAGCCCAAGCUGCACGGACGGGCUUUCUACAAGAGCAUCGGCAGUCCCAAGUUCAUAGUCGCUCCUAUGGUUGAUCAGUCCGAGUUUGCCUGGCGAAUGCUCACGCGAUCCUUCCUGACGCCCUCCGAGAACAAGAAAGUCCUCGCUUAUACGCCCAUGUUCCACGCUCGCCUCUUCCAAGAGGCGGACAAUCCUAAAUAUCGAGACUCCCACUUUCAAGCUACCAAUGCUUCCCGCGCCCCCAAAAGAAGCAAGUCGCCCAAUCGUGCCAAUGAACCAGAAAUAGCGUCGGAUUCGACACCGUGGCUAGACGGCAAUCCUUCCUUCGACCGCCCCCUCUUUGUGCAGUUCUGCGCAAACGAUCCGACGCACCUCCUUGCCGCUGCGCAACUCGCCGCGCCAUAUUGUGAUGCCAUAGACUUGAAUCUCGGUUGUCCGCAGGGUAUCGCUAAAAAGGGACACUAUGGCGCUUUUUUACAGGAGGACCAGGAGUUGGUCUAUAAUCUGAUCAACAACUUGCACAAGAACUUGUCCGUUCCUAUCACGGCCAAGAUUCGCAUCCUAGAGACGAAAGAGGAUACGCUCCAAUAUGCCAAGAACGUUCUCGACGCGGGAGCCAGCAUAAUUACAGUGCAUGGGCGCAGGAGAGAGCAGAAGGGGCAUUUGACUGGUGUGGCGGAUUGGUCUUAUAUACGCUUCUUAAGGGAAAAUCUGCCUAAGGACACAGUCAUAUUCGCCAACGGCAACGUGCUCCAGCAUGAAGAUCUCGAAAGGUGUCUGGAAGCCACCGGUGCCGACGCCGUCAUGACAGCCGAGGGCAAUCUAAGUGAUCCGGCUCUUUUCUCAAAAGCACCUGCAGAAGGUGAGGAAGGGCGCGAAUAUUGGAGGGGUCUUGACGGCAAGGGCGGUUUCAGAGUUGAUGCCGUGUUCAGACGGUACAUGGACAUCAUUCAUAAAUACGUGUUGCAGCACGACCCUCCUACGCGGAAACCCCUUUUCGUGGUCGGCGAUGACGAAAGCUGGCUGCGCAAAAAAUCGCAAGCGGAAGCAGAUGAGGAAGAGGGUCCGGCUCGGAAGAAGAGAAAGAAGGACUUUGCUGGCAAGCAGGGCAACAAGCCAGAGAGGACUUCAGAUCCUAAUCUGCUUGCUAUGCGGCCACAUCUCUUCCACCUGUUACGUCACUUCAUCUCUAGACAUACGGAUGUGCGUGACGCGUUGGCGAGGUGCCAUGCCGGCGAUAUUGCAACUAUGGAGACGGUGCUCGAGAUGGUCGAGCGACGGGUGGCGGAGGGGAUUAUUGAGUACAACAAGACGCAGGGGAAGAGCGUCGAGGAGCCUGAGAUCAAGGCUUCUGUUCCUACCGCAACAAGAGACUCGAAGCCAGCCGAUGAUACAAAGGUGGAGGGUGACGAGGCGGAUACCAUAUACGACCCCGAAAGCUCAGUAGCGACGGUUAAGGCGUGCAAGCGGCCUUGGUGGGUGGCUCAGCCCAUUGUCCGGCCGCUGCCUAAGGAGGCGCUGGCCAAGGGAGCGUUGAGCCUGAGUAAAAAGGAGAAGAAGAAGUUGGUAGCGAAGAUGGAGAAUGGUCCAACAAACCAGAUAGGUGGCAAAGUUAAGGAUGAGCUGCCCCGGGAUGAUGGCAAGGAGAGUGUCAAGGAGCCUAUUAUGAGCGAAAAGGCGAACGGGGUGACGACUGAGGAAUUAGUGUGUGGGUAGGUAGAAGUGAUACCAACAUCGAGUAAAAAACAAAAUUUCAAAUCCAG